Chanos chanos (milkfish) is the source of this 683-nucleotide messenger RNA. It is a transcript of the gene atox1, whose product is annotated as antioxidant 1 copper chaperone. Gene Ontology annotation, biological process: copper ion transport. The transcript is spliced from 4 exons. Gene Ontology annotation, molecular function: copper chaperone activity; metal ion binding. The record is from RefSeq and is a predicted model, not a curated record. Gene Ontology annotation, cellular component: cytosol. Bases 109 to 312 code for a protein of 67 amino acids. NCBI's taxonomy places the organism in Eukaryota, Metazoa, Chordata, Actinopteri, Gonorynchiformes, Chanidae.
GAGCUUUGGAAUCGUCACAGUCGUGUCAGUGGUUUUUAGUGUAGAUAAUAACGUGUGGUGAACUAUCCUAGAUAUAUACAGUAGUCGUCGGCGAAAAGUCGUUGGAUCAUGACGACGCACGAAUUUUUCGUUGAUAUGACAUGCGAGGGUUGUUCUGGUGCAGUCACCCGCGUCCUUAAAAAACUGGAUGUCAAAUUUGACAUUGAUCUGCCUAACAAGAAGGUAUUUAUAGAGUCUGACAAGGACACUGAUGUUCUUCUGGAAACAUUGAAGAAGACUGGGAAAACGGUCAACUACAUUGGUCCAAAAUAAUGUUUAGUGUAACUAAAAGGCUAUGGCUGCUGCUAGCUGGACAGAUGGAGGAGGCUGUUCUCUGGUUUCCACAACACUUUAGAAGAGAAACUAACUGUGCCAUGUCUUCGGGGACCACUGGAAGGAUUUGUUGUUUUGUUUCACUGUCCGAGUGUAAACGUCUCCUUUAAAUGAGAUAUGAACGUAAAUUGGUGUCAUAAUUAUUCACCCCCUAUAAUCAGUGUGUCGCCUAAACUUUUUCUUUUUCUUAGAAGAAUGCUUUUUGCAAAGAAGACAAGUUAAUCGAACACUUGUUAGACCUGUAUAGUCGUAAUUAUGUUUGCCUUUACCGAAUUUUGAAACAAAAAAAAAUUAAAGAUUCGUCAUCUGCA